Messenger RNA from Megalops cyprinoides (Indo-Pacific tarpon), 1506 nucleotides. It is a transcript of the gene arhgap19, whose product is annotated as Rho GTPase activating protein 19. Gene Ontology annotation, biological process: regulation of small GTPase mediated signal transduction; signal transduction. The record is from RefSeq and is a predicted model, not a curated record. The coding region runs from base 12 to 1487 and encodes 491 amino acids. Gene Ontology annotation, molecular function: GTPase activator activity. NCBI's taxonomy places the organism in Eukaryota, Metazoa, Chordata, Actinopteri, Elopiformes, Megalopidae. Gene Ontology annotation, cellular component: cytoplasm. The transcript has 12 exons.
UCAAACGGAAGAUGGCGGCUGAGAAAGACACCGAUGGAGACAAACAGAAUAGAAGGGGCACGGUGUGUAACGUGGUGAUCAGCCAGGACACGUGUCCGAGGGGCCGCCAGCCGAUCAUCUUCAACCCGGACUUCUUCGUGGAGAAGCUGCGGCACGAAAAGCCGGACGCAUUCACGGAGCUGGUGCUUAGCAACAUCACGCGGCUCAUCGACCUCCCCGGGACCGAGUUCGCGCAGCUCCUGGGGGAGGUGGACCCCAAGGUGCCCAACGCCGGGGGGUUCUUCCGCAACUUCCUCAAGCGCAAAGAUAAAGACGUGGUCUUCGGAAUGCCUUUGACAGAGGAAGGCAUUGCUCAAAUAUACCAGCUCAUUGAGUUCUUGAGCAAAAACCUCCACGUGGAGGGCCUGUUCCGGGUUCCAGGUAACAGCCUGAGACAGCAGGCUCUGAGGGAGAUGCUGAACGCUGGGGUGGACGUGCACCUGGAGGCCGGGGACUACCACCCCAACGACGCUGCCACGCUACUGAAGGCCUUCCUGGGGGAGCUGCCCGAGCCCCUGCUGACCCACCGCCACUACCACGCCCACCUCAAAAUCGCAGACCUCACCCUGUUCGAUGAGAAGGGGAACAAGACGGCGACGCCGGACAAGGAGCGGCAGAUCGAGGCCCUGCAGCUGCUGCUCCUGCUGCUCCCUCCCGCUAACCGCAGCCUCCUCAAGCUGCUGCUCGACCUGCUGUACCAGACCGCCAAGCAGCAGGACAAGAACAAGAUGUCUGCCCACAACCUGGCCCUCAUGUUUGCGCCCCACGUCAUCUGGCCAAAGAAUGUGGCUGCAAAUGAUCUUCAAGAAAACUUAAAAAAGCUCAACAACUGCAUGACUUUCCUGAUAAAGCACUCUCAGAAGCUGUUUCGGGCUCCCCCUUAUAUCCGGGACCAUGCCAGGAUGCAGUUCUCAGGGUCAAAGAUUCUUCAGUCAAGGGACGACCUGGACCUCCUGCCGGCGAACGGGGGCGAGGACGCGGCGCCAGCGAAGCGGCCGUGUCAGGACGCAGGUUCGAGCCAGCACCACACCGAGGAGGCCCUGAAGGAGCUGUUCCGCCACGUCAACCACAACAUGCCCGACUCGGCCAAGAAGAAGAAACUCAUACGCCAGUUCGCAAAGCAGUCCACCCCUGGGACGCCAGUGUACGAUUGCCAGACCCCGCCGGGCAAGAAACACACCCGCUCGAAGUCGUUCGGGGGGCUCAUUAAGAGGAAAGUUUUGGGGAACCAGGUCGCCACGGAGAAGAGGGGCAGGACUGUUUCUCCGGAGGGGGCCAGCAUCGCGGACAGACGUGGGAAAGAGAACGCUGUUCCAGACGCCAGGACCGUGAAUUCUCCAGGUGUGGUCAAAGUGUGUCCCAAGGCCGCUGAUGAUCUAAAGAGGGAGAAGGUAUCCUCCAGCCUCACUAGGGCCUGCUUCUCCCCUGCGCAGGAAUCUGGCGUUUAGGUCCACAGCUCUCCCCGAC